AUGGCGCUUAGUUUCCAACCUUACAACAUCACCCUUCCACAUUACAGUUCUUUGUUCACGUAUCUGCCGAUUCGAGAAGGAAGUUCUGCCACAGCAUGGAAUUCAUCUUACACUGAUAUAUCAGUUAAUCAAGCUGCGCAGGAUGCUCUAUCUGGGAAACAGGAUGGUUGGCACGGCGUGGGCGUUCCCUUUCGGACGACGCAGCUCAAUGGGGCAACAGUCAGUUUGAACUUUACCGGAACGGCGAUAUACAUGUGCUUUGCGACUACGAAACCCUGGCAGCUCUUCGUUGACGGUGAAAGGCUCCAGACCGCAGCUCCUUUACCGGACCCGGCAUGCUCGAUAUACGGAAGCCAGGCAGGGAUAUUGGCUGUUGCUGCGAACCUUACAUUGGGCGCACAUAACGCAACCUUGGAAAUCGGCACCGUCGACGAUCUUGACCCUUCAAGCUUUUACGGUGCCACGGUUACAAUCAGUGCUGGUCAACCCGGACCUAAGAGAACGGAGGUCAUAGGAAGUUCAGAUAGCUCCUGGCAGUGGAGUGGAUUGUGGACAACCCCAACAGACCAGUACAUGUGGGACGGUCAGUAUCAGACGAGCGCCAACUACGGUCCAAACAACAGCGUAUCCUACACUUUUCAAGGCGCUUCUGCCUUGAUCCUCCGGGGUUUAUCGACCUGUGUAACUGGACCUUACACCGUAACACUGGACAACGACGUCUUCCGAGGUAAUGCCACCGACUAUUGGUGGCGCUUCUCUGGAAACAUCUUGUACAUCGCCGGAGGACUCGAUCCCACGCAGUCACACACCAUCACCCUGAUGAACUACGAUCCACGAUAUACGGAAGAUUUAACACUUAUCAUGGACGAUACUUCGACUCGUGAUGCGAUGCUCGCAACGCUGAAUACAACCGGUGGAAAUUCGAACGGCUCAUCUCCUGCCUUGCCGAUUGUCGCGGGAGUACUGGGAGGGCUCCUCUUCAUCAUGCUUAUACUGGUUGCGUGGCUCAGUAUCUUGUGGAUGCGAUCGAACAAGGAACUCCGCUCGACACGAUAUAUCGGGGCGUUGAAAGACGAAGGCGUGGACGAAACUCUCUCAAGAUUGACCCCAUGGGUGCCCAAUGAACCUGCAAGCGUUGCAUCAAAUUCCACGCCAGCACUGGGGCGACUGACGAGCUCGGACCUUGCUUCGGUCAGCGCCUCGGCAGUUGCAGGGAACGAACAACAUUCGAGAAAGCGUGCUGGCCGAAUGACAAGCGCUAAUAAUUCGGAAGCGGACCCUUUACCUCAACAGGAUUCAGAUGGAAAUGCCGAUCCAGCGGGUCAGCAAGCAGCUCCGAGGACUGAAACGCGUGCACCUGUACGGCGAGGGACCACUCGGCAGAAUCUGGGCGAUCUGGUGUCAAGUCUAUCCGCCUUAUUGAAUGGACAUCUUCAUCAGGAAUAUCUUGAACAAGAGGCAACAUUGGAAAGGCCGCCCGAGUACCCCGAGGAUGAGGCGGCUAGAACACAUGAGCAGGAGCAGGCCCGCCGGAGUGUAUGA
Molecule: messenger RNA, 1542 nt
Organism: Dacryopinax primogenitus
Lineage: Eukaryota; Fungi; Basidiomycota; Dacrymycetes; Dacrymycetales; Dacrymycetaceae
Exons: 8
Coding region: 1-1542 (513 amino acids)
Source: RefSeq, a predicted model, not a curated record